Ciona intestinalis (vase tunicate) is the source of this 1354-nucleotide messenger RNA. RefSeq names its product YEATS domain-containing protein 4. NCBI's taxonomy places the organism in Eukaryota, Metazoa, Chordata, Ascidiacea, Phlebobranchia, Cionidae. The record is from RefSeq and is a predicted model, not a curated record. Gene Ontology annotation, biological process: regulation of DNA-templated transcription.
GACUGUUGGCAAAAGGUGCCCACCGUAAAAAAACAUAAAUUGCAUGUUGGGUGGCUGUGAAUUGAAAACACGAUACUAGCAAGCUUUGGACUAUUGAGUUAUUUUUAAGUUUUUAAGUUUCAAAUGAGCUGCGACUGUCUCUAAGAAACCUUUGCAAACAUCGUGGAUAAGGUUAAAAAAUGAGUCGAAAUUCUAAUGAGUUUACGAACGCUGAGAGCGGAGGUCGAGUUAAAGGUGUUUGCAUUAUAAAACCAAUUGUUUAUGGUAAUUCUGCAAGAUAUUUUGGUAAGAAGCGGGAGGAAGAUGGACAUACACAUACAUGGACUGUCUAUCUAAAGCCAUAUCACAACGAAGAUAUGUCAGUGUAUGUAAAGAAAAUUCAAUUUAAGUUGCAUGAAAGUUACGCCAACCCCAUUCGUGUUGUAACUAAACCACCAUAUGAAGUUACUGAAACUGGUUGGGGUGAAUUUGAAAUUGUAAUUAAAAUAUUUUUUCAUGAUCCAAACGAUCGGCCAUUAACAAUUUAUCAUGGUCUGAGAUUGUUUCAAACUGAAAACAAUAUUAUUGUUGGUAAUAAAAAAGCUGUAAUCUCUGAAUUUUAUGACGAAAUGGUGUUUCAAGAUCCAAGCACAAUGAUGCAUUCGCUACUUACAAGUAACAGGCAACUUACACUUGGUGCACAUAAACAUGAAACUGAUUUUGAAGAAAAAGAAGCAACCACCCUUGCACAACUUCAGUCAGCAAAGCAGAAAAUACAGAAUGAAGUGGAAGAGUUAAAGGAGAGAUUGAAGAAAAGUCGAGAAAACAUUAAAAGUUUUCGGGAUGAAAUUAAAAAACUGGAGCAAGAACAAGUAACUGACAUGGAACUAAGAUAUGACUGAAAUUAACGUGAUCUAAUAAAAAGUUAGUUUCAAAAAAGUAAAACACCCUUUUUACUGUAUGUGGUAGUUGUCUUUAAAGCAGAAAUCUAUUAUCAUUUAUGGCACACAACACUUUUUACAAAUAGCCACACCUCAAGUUGUCAACCAAAAAUAUAACACAGUUUUUUUUUAUAGGCCAAUUCGAUUAUUCCAUUUGCUUAAUAUUGGUUGAUCAAAUUUUCGAAAUAUUACCACAUCAUAGACUGGUUGCAUGGGAAAUCAAGUGUUUUAGCUUUGGAUCAAGCAAUGAAAUUUAAACCAAUCAUACCUUAUAACAGAAAAAAUAAGAAACAUCGUUGUAUAAUAUAUACUUUUUCCAGUGACUUCUAUUAUGUUCCACAUUACCAUAAUCUUUUCUUAGUUUUGGCCAGACUGUCUAAUGAAGUGUUUUCAGGUAUAUUUCAGUUUUAUAUUUCAUUUUUCUACUUCUUAGA